UGGAGAGAAGGAGAGUCCAUGGAAGGGGUUACGGAAGCGAGAGAGCCGAGAUGCCUAGAGAGGCCUGGAAAGACACCCCUCCCUCACCCGCUGCCGUCUCUUACCUCCUCCCCCCUCCCUGCUCGUCUUGGGAGGCUCCUCCGGAUGGAGAGGUCGGUGCGCUCGAGAGGGAUUCUGCGCGCAGGGCGAGGGGAGAGACUCUGAUUCACAAGUCUAAGCACAUCUUGCUAGAAAAAGAAAUACACAGAAACGUGAAGGGGAAAUUGAGAGGAUUUCCUUUCCCCCUACUCGGAAGCAAGCGAUAGAAAGGACAGUCAGAGCAAUCUGUACUUUCAUUAGGAAUCAUGAAUAAACCAUUUCAAUAUAUGGAAUAAACAAUGUGAUUCAGUCAGUGAACACACUUAGUUCACAUCAGUGAACUGAAACAAUGGAGAUACCACUUAAAGGUAUGGAUUGUGGCAAGGACAUCUGUGGGAGUGGUACUCCUACAAAGCAUCAAGGAACUCACACAGGGGGGAAACCAUUUAAAUGCAUGGAGUGUGGAACAUGCUUCCGUCAUAGACAAUCGCUAAGAAGGCAUCAAUAUACUCAUACAGGGGAGAAACCAUAUAAAUGUUUUGAGUGUGGAAAAUGCUUCACACAGAGUGGAAACCUCUAUAUACAUAUGCGAACUCACACGGGGGAGAAACCAUUUAAAUGUAUGGAGUGUGGAAAGAGCUUCCUUUUGAGUAAUCAACUUAAUGCACAUCAUCAAACUCACACGGGUGAGAAACCAUUCAGAUGUAUGGAGUGCGGAAAGAGCUUCUCUCAGAGUGGACAGCUUAAAAGACAUCAGCGAAGUCACACAGGGGAAAAGCCAUUUAAAUGCAUAGAGUGUGGGAAGUGCUUCAUCGAUAGUGGAACACUUCGAAAACAUCAAUGGACUCACACAGGGGGAAAACCAUUUAAAUGCAUAGAGUGUGGAAAGAGCUUCAGUCAGAGUGGAAUCCUUAAAUACCAUCAACGAACUCACACAGGGGAAAAACCAUUUAAAUGCACAGAGUGUGGAAAGAGCUUCUCUCGGAGUGGACACCUUAAAAACCAUCAACGAACUCACACAGGGCAGAAACCAUUUAAAUGUAUAGAGUGUGGAAAGAGCUUCAGUGAUAGUGGAACACUUAGAAGACAUAAGCAAACUCACACAGGGCAGAAACCAUUUGAAUGCAUGGAGUGUGGAACAAGCUUCCGUCAUAGAGAAUCACUAAUAAUGCAUCAAUGUACUCAUACAGGGGGGAAACCAUAUAAAUGUUUUGAGCGUGGAAAGAGCUUCCUUUUGAGUAAUCACCUUAAUGCACAUCAUCAAACUCACACUGGAGAGAAACCAUUCAGAUGUAUGGAGUGCGGAAAGAGCUUCUCUCAGAGUGGACAGCUUAAAAAACAUCAGCGAAGUCACACAGGGGAAAAGCCAUUUAAAUGCAUAGAGUGUGGAAAGAGCUUCAGUCGGAGUGGAAACCUUAGAAAACAUCAAUGGACUCACACAGGGGAGGAACCAUUUAAAUGCAUAGAGUGUGGAAAGAGCUUCACAGAGAGUGGAAUCCUUAAAAAGCAUCAACAAACUCACACAGGAGAAAAACCAUUUAAAUGCAUGGAGUGUGGAAAGAGCUUCAGUCAGCGUGGAAACCUUAAAUACCAUCAACGAACUCACACAGGGGAAAAACCAUUUAAAUGCAUAGAGUGUGGAAAGAGCUUCAGUCAGAGUGGAUACCUUAAAUACCAUCAACGAACUCACACAGGGGAAAAACCAUUUAAAUGCAUAGAGUGUGGAAAGAGCUUCUCUUUGAGUGGACACCUUAAAAACCAUCAACAAACUCAUACAGGGCAGAAACCAUUUAAAUGCAUGGAUUGUGGGAGAAGCUUCACUAGAAGUGGAACGCUUAGAAGACAUCAACGAAUUCACACAGGGCAGAAACCAUUUGAAUGCAAGGAGUGUGGAAAAUGCUUCCGUCAUACACAUUCGCUAAGAAUGCAUCAAUUUUCUCAUACAGGAGAGAAACCAUAUAAAUGCAUGGAGUGUGGAAAAUGUUUCGGUCAGAGUUCGAGCCUUAAUGCACAUCUACAAAUUCACACAAGUGAGAAACCUUUUAAAUGCAUGGAAUGUGGGGGAAGCUUCACUAGAAGUAGAACGCUUAGAAGACAUCAGCAAACUCACAGGGAGAAAACAAUUUAAAUGUAUGUUUGGUUGCAGAAUAAAUCCAGGCAUAUCUGGAGGAUAUGGACCAUUUGGACUGCAUUUCUUCCAGUUGAGUGUCAGGCCCUGCCAUCAGACUGAGACCACCUUGUUGGCACUGGUUGAUUAUCUCUGGCAGGCGAGGGACAAAGGUAAAAGCUGUUUCCUGGUUCUGCUGGAUCUCUCAGUUUCUUUUAAUGCCAUUGACCACGGUAUCUGGUUACCGAUUUGUGAUAAAAAUAUAUACCUUACCCAAUUCGUUGAGAGUAAAGCUUUACUGGUCAGGUUGGCAGCCGUUGAACCACGAGUAUUAUUUACAAACUCCUCCAGUCAUCGUGCGCACAAAGUCCCCACACCUCUCACCUCUCGGCUUCACCUCUCAGAAGUCAAGAUAGAGUGAUCUGAAUUAACCCAGAAAGCGCCACCUCAUUUCCCCAAUGCCACCUCUGCUUUGCAAAAUACAUUCCCAAUAAAAUGACAUUGUAAAUAUUAACAUAUCCUCAUGGAUGCUCUAGGAGGGUUGGGAGUUAGGGGCAGGGUUAAGCAGUGGUUCCACUCCUUCCUCCUGGGCCGUGCGCAGAAAGUGGUGUUGGGGGUUGAGCGUUUCAGAGCUUUG
This is a messenger RNA of Podarcis raffonei (Aeolian wall lizard), 2822 nucleotides long. RefSeq names its product oocyte zinc finger protein XlCOF6-like. Gene Ontology annotation, molecular function: RNA polymerase II cis-regulatory region sequence-specific DNA binding; DNA-binding transcription factor activity, RNA polymerase II-specific. Gene Ontology annotation, biological process: regulation of transcription by RNA polymerase II. Gene Ontology annotation, cellular component: nucleus. The transcript is spliced from 3 exons. NCBI's taxonomy places the organism in Eukaryota, Metazoa, Chordata, Lepidosauria, Squamata, Lacertidae. The record is from RefSeq and is a predicted model, not a curated record. The coding region runs from base 428 to 2206 and encodes 592 amino acids.